Molecule: messenger RNA, 649 nt
Organism: Mizuhopecten yessoensis (Yesso scallop)
Lineage: Eukaryota; Metazoa; Mollusca; Bivalvia; Pectinida; Pectinidae
Product: pulmonary surfactant-associated protein D-like
Exons: 3
Source: RefSeq, a predicted model, not a curated record
GUCUUUUGCGUCAUAUAAUACAGGUCAACAAGGCCCCAAAGGAAACAGGGGGCCAGACGGAUUGCAGGGACAGUCUGGUCAAGGAGGGCCAAAAGGAGACCCAGGUCAGCAGGGGCCAAAGGGCAUGAGGGGAGACUCUGGGUUACAAGGUGAUAUCGGACCUCCAGGAUUGAAGGGGGCAAAGGGUCAGACAGGUCAACCCGGGGAUAAGGGUCAAAGAGGGAUUCAAGGCAAUAGUGGACACGCCGGAAGUGUAGGUGUAUCCGGGGCGAAGGGAACACAUGGUGAUCGUGGUGAAACAGGAACCAUGGGAGAAAAAGGACGGGCUGGAGUUACGGGCCCUGCUGGUGACAAGGGAGCGCCAGGAGUACAAGGUUCCGCCGGAACUGACUCGAGGAUGCUGUCGGACGGAUGUGCCUGUAUACCUCAAACCCCACCAACUGUCAUCCCGAGGUACAGGAAGCGGUUCACCAUUACAUGAUGUCGAUGCCAGUUUUGAAUAUUAAAACAGAAAACAAUGAAUUUGUUACACUUUGUUCAACUUAUCUACUGUGUAUUUGUUCCAUAAUUACUGUUAUAAUAUGACUGGUGCUAAUUCCUAGCCCUGAUUGGAGGAGCGACGCCAUGUGACGAGUGUGUAAAUAUGUUA